AUGAAUACUUUCUUGUGUUGUGGGAUAAGAAAUGGUAUAUUCAUAUCCGUGAAAAAAAUCUCGAAUAAAGAGCGACGCAGACGCCAGAACGAGAACUUGCGCCGGCUGCUGACGCCCAAGAACGCCCUCAUGGUGCUCAAUGAAAUCUUGCCCGGAGAACAGUUGGCCAAUCAAUUCAAGGUGCAGGCGGUGACGAACACGGGCACGCAGUACUACAAGCCCAACCUGCACAGCUUCUGCGCUGAGCUGUGCGUGGACGGCGUCAACUACAAGGGAUUCGGAGAGAACAAGCUGAUAGCGCGCAACAACGCGGCGGAGCAGGCCAUCCGCGACCUCAUGAUCAAGCGCAUGAGCCGCCUCUUCACAGACAACAACGAGGGCGAGGGCGGGUCGGGGGCGGCGGGCGCGGCGGGCGGCGAGCUCGGCGAGGGCGAGGAGUCCGCGGUGCCGAUGAUCCAGCUGGCGUCGUACGCGCUGCACAAGCUGUUCACCGAGUGGGAGUGGGACGGACACAAGGUCCCUCAGCUCAGGCCGCACUCUGUGUCUGAGACGGGUUCGGAGAGCGGGUCCACCAAGGGCAAGGCGGCGAAGGAGGUGCCGGCGCGCGCGGGCGCCAUGCACCCGUGCAUGCUGCUGGCGUACCUGCGGCCGCAGCUGGCGUACCGCGAGCUGCCGGCGCAGGGCACCGCGCCGCAGAACAUGCUCUUCUCCAUGGCCGUCGACGUCGACGGGAACACCUACGUCGGCACCGCGACGAAAAAGAAGGAGGCUCGCAGAUUGGCGGCGAAGGCGGCGUGCGAGGAAAUAUUUAAGGUCACAUUUGAGAAU
This is a messenger RNA of Brenthis ino (lesser marbled fritillary), 828 nucleotides long. The record is from the annotation of a GenBank genome assembly. Lineage: Eukaryota; Metazoa; Arthropoda; Insecta; Lepidoptera; Nymphalidae.